AUAAUUAUUAUAUUUAAUACAGAUUAAAUCUUGAUAAAGAUUCCAGUAACUAACGACAACUACAAAAAUGAGCCUCGAAGAAAAAAUAAACAAUUAUUUGGACUUUCGGCCCCAUCCGGAUACCAAAAACUCAUAUAUCUACAGCAAAGAUCAGAAAAAAUACUCUAUGCUUUUUAUUCGCGAUUCAUCUGACGGACUAGUAGUUCAUUACUACCGAGUCCAAGUACUCUUUAAUGCGCAAACAUACGACUUGAUGUUGCAACGUGACUCAGGUACAUUUGAAGCUCCAAACAAUUUCAAGGAAUUAAAAAGCCUAGGAGAAAAGUGCAUCUCGAUGUUCGACAUUGAAGUUUCACUAGAGAAAGUUAACUUGAAAUUUGCAUGCCUGGAGGAGAGGUACUGCAAACACAAGCAACGAUUACCAGUCAGAUUUCUUCUAAAGAUAAUCUUCGACUUAGAUAUUAUUGAAAAGGUCCUAGAAUUUUAUGAUGUUGAUUCGAGUAAUUCUUUACUGCUAGGCGUUCCGCAGGGAGCGAUUUUAUCAGUAGCGACAAAGAGUAAUCUAAUUAAAACUUCGCUUCAAAAGAGUGUCUACAACCGGCUUGUAGACAGAAAAACCAACCAGGUCGUGAGCAUGAUUGAAAUUUUUUAUCAGCAAUUGAAGACUAAAAUCGACGUGCUGGAUAAAAACACCGAAAGGUUCGAGUUAAUCCGCAGUUGCAUCCAGAACACUCAUUCGGUGUAUCACAGCCAUUAUGAAAUCGAAGUCCGGGAUGUUUUUGUAGUUAAGAGAUUCGCCGACAGAGAAAAAUUCAAACGGGACCUUGGGAACAAGAAAUUACUCUGGCAUGGAACGAGAUCGAGCAACAUCGCUUCCAUUUUAAAGAAUGGUUUUGAACUUAAUCCACCUGUUGCAGGGAAAAGCGCGACCCCGAUGUUCGGAACUGGGAUCUAUUUUACCAAUGUAGUGUCGAAAGCUGCUAAUUAUUGCGAUGCAGGCGAUCAAACUCGGGUCCAGCGGGGAGUUCUUCUGCUGUGCGAAGUUGCUCUUGGUAACAUGAUGGUCUGUAACAGAGGCCAGAAUUAUUUGAAACUGCCGCAGGGAAAAGAUUCAGUGUAUGCCAAAGGACAACUGGCACCGCAUAAAAAUUACAAGCAGAAGAUUUUGUAUAAUGUUGAAUUCGCUUAUGGGCCGCUUGUUGAAGUCCCACUUCGAAAAAGGACUAGUUUGAAGCAUGAUGAGUACGUUGUCUUUGAUCCAACACAAGUUAAAAUUAGAUAUCUUGUUUUGGUUAAUUUUAAGUAUAAUUAUUAAUAAUCGAGACACUUUUUGCAAGAAUAUUUUUAU
Molecule: messenger RNA, 1348 nt
Organism: Cotesia glomerata
Lineage: Eukaryota; Metazoa; Arthropoda; Insecta; Hymenoptera; Braconidae
Product: poly [ADP-ribose] polymerase-like
Exons: 2
Coding region: 68-1315 (415 amino acids)
Molecular function (GO): NAD+ poly-ADP-ribosyltransferase activity
Source: RefSeq, a predicted model, not a curated record